CUUUAGUGCAUUGUAUGAAAUCCGCAAUCUAUUAUACAAAACCUACUACAAGGAUUGGAAUUGAAUUCAAAGAAAAACUUGAAGGUGCAAUUGAAAAUUGAUGCAAAAAUUUUGAAAAUAAUGAAAUAAUGAGCAUUUCUACCAUACUUGAUCCUCGGUUUAAGAAAUUACAUUUUGAAAAAGCUUUACUUGCGGCAAAUGCGAUAUCCCGAAUUGAGUCAUUAUUACAAAGAAAUAAAAUUCGACGAAAUAUGACUGAGAAAUUAAAUGCUGGCAUGGUUGAAAAAGAUUGUGAUAACUUAUGGAGUUUUCAUGAACAUCUAGUAUCAAAAAAUAAUACUAAUGAAGAUUUGAGCGAAUUAAGACAGUAUUUGAGCCAACCAGUCAUUGAACGUAAGAGCAAUCCUCUCCAAUACUGGAAAUCGGUAAAACAUACUUUUCCGAUGUUGUAUGAACAAGCAAUAAAGUAUGUUAGUGUCCUUGGCACUUCAGUACCAUCAGAAAGAAUCUUUUCUCAAGCUGGUGAUAUAAAAACCGAUGAACGAAGCAGAUUAACCGGUGAGCAUUUAAAUAUGUUAUUUCUUGGUUCGCUUGCUUUUGAUGAUUGGGGAUUGGAAUAAAUUAAGGUACUUUAUUUUCAAUACUUGGUAUCUUAUACUUUGUGCUUAUAUCUUAUCUUUUGUAUGUUAUGUAUACAUACCUUUAUAUCUCACUUUUGUAUCUUAGCUUGUAACCUACUAAAUACCUACUUUAUAUUUUAUAUCUUAUAUUCUAACCUACUAAAUACCUACUUUAUUUCUUACCUUGUAACCUGGUGAUAUGAUUGUACUAUGCGUCAUUAUAUAUCGUUUUUUUUAUUAAAAUAAAGAACGAUAAAAUACAGUAACAAAUA
This is a messenger RNA of Temnothorax curvispinosus, 892 nucleotides long. RefSeq names its product zinc finger BED domain-containing protein 4-like. The coding region runs from base 129 to 620 and encodes 163 amino acids. Lineage: Eukaryota; Metazoa; Arthropoda; Insecta; Hymenoptera; Formicidae. The transcript has a single exon. The record is from RefSeq and is a predicted model, not a curated record. Gene Ontology annotation, molecular function: protein dimerization activity.